AUGCAAUUCCAAUUCUUCACCGUUCUGACGGCCUUCACCUGUCUGGUAUCGGCAUGGGGUCCCCAUGGUCCUCGUCGAGGGGGUGGCAAAAAAUGUCUGAGCGAUGCAAAGGCAACAGAAAUCAUCAACACCUACGAGACGUUGAUCAGCCGUUCAGUUACAGGCGCCGAGUUCAAUUCCACUGCCGAUGCUAUCCUUGCCGAUGAUUUCUUCACCAUGAGCAACUCUAUUAAUGCCGAAGUUGGCAAGCCUCUUGAAGCCAUCUCUAUUCCAUCCAAAGCCGCCUUCAUUGCUGCAUUCCAUGCUGCGCCUCCAACUGCGGGAACACAGACUCUCGACUUGCUUCACACUUGCACCCAGAUGGUUUGGCGCUGGCUCGGAACCAGCUCGGAGGGACUACCAGUUCGCGGUCUCACGAUGAUGAAUAUCACCACUGAGGGACAGAUCUCCGCCACCUUCGUGGAAUAUUUCCGACCAGCACUCAUUGAGUGUGACGUCUAA
This is a messenger RNA of Rhinocladiella mackenziei CBS 650.93, 501 nucleotides long. RefSeq lists its product as uncharacterized. NCBI's taxonomy places the organism in Eukaryota, Fungi, Ascomycota, Eurotiomycetes, Chaetothyriales, Herpotrichiellaceae. The coding region runs from base 1 to 501 and encodes 166 amino acids. The record is from RefSeq and is a predicted model, not a curated record. The transcript is spliced from 2 exons.